AUGAUGGACCCAUCCUCGUCACCUAAAAAGAAUAGGUAUUUCUCUUCGAGUCACCAUUCUCUACCUAGAAGCCUAACAUCAUUUACAAAGGCAGAUGCUACAAAUUCCACCUCUCAAUUGAAUAAAGUAUCGCACAGGUUAUCUCCAUUUUCAAACUCUUAUAAGUAUUUCCAUGGCAAUCAAAGUGGAAAUCUCACAUCUAAAGAUGAUUUAAAUGUCAUGGAAAAGUCCAAAGUUCCUACUAUACAAGGAAGGAAAAAACAUACAACAACACUGAAAUCAUCGGGUCUUACAUACAAUUACCUCACAAAGAAGGAACUGUCUAGUGUUAGUCCCAUAAAUGAUCCAAAUAGUAACGCAUUAAUUUGCGCGGGGAAGACUCAUCUUGGAUAUUACAAGUUUUCUCCAAUAGAUAAGAAAAUUACUUUAGUACAGGACAUAUUGGAAUCAAAUCUUGGAUCUUUAAGACAUGGGAAUGGAUCCAAUUUGAUCAAGAGGGGUAAAAAGAUAAAAUUAAGCACAAUCGCUGAUGUAAAAACAGGUUUUGGAAGUUCCAACCAUUAUACUGCUAUUUGCACAACUUCUACCGAUAUAUCUAUAUUUGAUAUAAGCAGGAAUAUUAAUAUAGAAAACCCUCUGCUUACAUCUUUAUCUGAGCACACGCGAUCUGUAAACAGUUUUGACUUUAACAUGGUUCAAUCGAAUUUAAUCAUUAGUGGUGGACAAGAUGGCUGUGUGAAGAUAUGGGAUUUAAGAUCCAAUUCUAUAAAGGGAUCGUCUCGCUGUGAUAUCAGUUUUAAUACAGGGUCAGAUUCCAUUAGAGAUGUUAAAUGGAUGCCCAAUUAUGCAUUUAACACAACGCAAGCGGUGCCACACUUGACUGGUUCCCCUGGUUAUAAAUUUGCUUCUAUCCAUGACUCAGGUUUGCUCUUGAAAUUUGAUAUGCGUCAACCUGGUCAAUUUGAAAAGAAGAUUAAUGCCCAUACUGGACCUGGCCUUUGUUUGAAUUGGCAUCCUCACGAAAAUUAUAUUGCUACAGGAGGUAGAGAUGGAAAAUGUUGCUUAUGGUAUGUUGGAGAUCGCCAGCAACUCGAUUCUAAUAGUUAUACGAAUUCUAAUUUGAUUCCAUUUCCAGAAUUAACUAUAAAUACUGGAUCUCCAGUGACUAAGUUGAAAUUUCGUCCUGCAUACGAUGCUGAUGUCUUUAAUUCUUUAUUGGCUCUGUCAUCAAUGGGGGAGGAGGCUGAAGUUUGCAUUUAUUCCUUGGCAAGAAAAUACAUUCCUAAACAUGUUCUCUUAACUUCAGCUCCAUCCGUGGGUCUGGUGUGGUGGGAUAACAAGCUAUUAUUCAAUAUUGAUAAGAACAAUUAUAUAAAUGGGUGGAAUAUUGAAAAAGAACCAACAGUAUUGGAUAAUAUACCGAAAAAUGUUACAACAUGGAGAGAUAUGGAUGGUAACGGAUUACUAUCAAUAGAUCAAAAGAUAGGAACCUAUGAAAAUACCAAUGUAAACCAUACAUAUACAUACAACCACAAGAAAACUCUACAGCGGGCUGAUAGAUCUAGUUCAACCAAUAACUUUAAUCCUAAUGGGUUACUUAACACUUUGAAAAAAGGGGCAAAUCUUUCUAUGGCAGGUGACAGACCACUUUUGAGUAAGAUCGGAACAUCGUUGAGCACAAGAAGUGUUUUACAAUCAUCAAAGUUGAAUAGUAAUUCUAACAUAUCAUUAAAUCCAACAACCCAGAACCAAGAGAUAACUGACAGAAGGAACAUUGAAUCACCAUUUGUAAUAACCUUGGAUUUACCCCAUAUUCUAAAUAAUAUUCGUCUUUCAGAAAUAUCAAACCAUGAAAACCUUAAGGGAUUGUCAGGUGCUGUUCAAAUAAAAGAUUCUCCAGUUGAGAUAUUUAAAUACUUGGCUAGAGAAUUGGAAUUUUCGUAUACAGAGGAGAAACUAUCUGAUAAGGAUAUGGAAAGUACAUUCGAUGGUUUUAAAAUGGAAAAAAGCUCGACCCAGAAUAGUAAUAAUGAAACAGGGCUGAAUUAUGAAAACCUACGAGAAAAUUUUGGUCUCUCAGAGAAGGCAACCUGGAUUAAUUUGAUUGGUAAUGAUAUUAAUCUUCAUAAGAUCAACUCGACAAUACAAGCUGAUCAGGAAGAUCCGUUGGCUAGAACAUCUACAGGAAGGUCAAAUUCCAGUCGACUUUAUAAAAUUAAAACAGAUGAAACAGACAAAACUGAUGCUUCUAGCAAGACUUCCCCAUCUUCAUAUAAUUCGGAAUCGCCUGUCGAUAAAGAGAUAAGUAAAUUGACUGAAAGAAUCCACAACACAACAGCAUCUAGAAUACAAAAAAAGAUGGAAGUAUUAAUAAAAUUGGUAUCAAUUUGCGCACAUAACUCCUCUGUGUAUGCAUAUAUUGGCGAUCUUCCUAACUUCAAAGUUUGGAUGCUUAUCAGGGACUCUUUGCUCUGGGAUCUUAAGAGACUAAAUAAUCUUUCACCAGAAAAUGUCUCAAAAGGAGAUGAUGAUUUUAUGGGUAGGAAUAAUAAAACUUAUGACAUGAGCAUUGAUAGUGAUAAUGGCAAUGAUGAGAACGAUGAUGAGAACAAUUCAAGUAAUAUAGAAAGGGAAAGUUCAACGGCAAACCUCUCGCUUCGAAAACAAUCGGUUGCUUCAGAUUAUAGUCGCUUUACUACAAGUGACCCAGAAUCAUUAAUAGAAGAAAGACCUCAGGCUUUUAAUCCAUCUUCUGCCGAGUCCCAAAAUGCAAAUGCUUCUGGGCUAAAUAUAUCGAAUUUGAGGAAACAAUUGAAGGGUAGCGACAAGACCGACACUAACAAGGUAAGGAAAUCAACAAUCGAGACUUUGAGAGAAUUAAGAAAAAUACACAGGAAUAAGGAAGAUAAUCUGAACACUGAUGUAAUAGAAGAACAAACGUUGAAAGAUGCGCCAGAACUAAGGAAACCUGUGGUAGAUGAAUCAGUUGAACCUCCCUCGAGCUUGGCUCAUGAUUUAGUAAGCUCAGCCACAAUAAGUGACACAAGCAAGGGAAUUCCAAUAAUACGGAAAAGAUCAGAAAGACUUUCUUUCAUAGACACGUUCAUGACAGAACCUCAUUCACCAAAACCGUUCAUUGAAGAGCAUUUCACCAAUAAAUUCAAGUAUUCAUCACCGACAUUCAGUCAAAAUAGUCCUCGGAGUUCUGGUGCAUUUUCGAGUCAUAAUUUUAGUCAUACAUCCUCUCAAUUGGCAUUAUUUAAAAAAUCUGCACCACAUCGUUUAAGUGAAGGAGUCUCCAUAGAAGCACCCGAUUCAAUUUCUGAUCAACUUCUUGUUGAGGAUCAAACAGCUUAUUUGAAGAACGAAAAUAAACUAGCACCUUGGAAUACUAAGAAACUAUUGAGACAAAUUUAUAAUCAAGCGGUAGAAACAGGUAACAUUCUUUUAGUAAUAAACAUGAUAUUGUUAUUUCAAGAUCUUUAUCAAGUUACCUCAAUGGACGUGGUAAAGGAUAGCUUAGCGCAUUUCAUGUCUUUGCUUCACCGUUAUGAGUUGUUUGAAAUUGCAACCUCUCUGAUAAAAUAUUGUCCUUGGGAGGGAAUCAUGGGAUCUGAAGGUGGACAAUCCACUAUACAAUUAUUUUGUGAUAAGUGUGGUGAAUUGAUCACUAAUGAUUUAUCAAAGGAAAACUUCACCAAGGAGGCGCAGAAGGUUGGAAAUCGGUCUCCGCUAAGCAGAUUUGGUCACUGGUAUUGUGAUUCAUGCAAAAAACCAAACAGUUUAUGUAUCUUUUGUGAGCGACCAAUGAAAAAGUUGACGAUGGCAAUAUUACAAUGUGGACAUGAGGCUCAUUUCCAAUGUUUUAGAAGCUGGUUCCUUGACGAUGGGAUGGACAUUUGUCCUGCGGGAUGUUUAGGUAACCAACUGGCUUAA
This is a messenger RNA of Naumovozyma castellii, 3936 nucleotides long. RefSeq names its product Rtc1p (gene RTC1). Lineage: Eukaryota; Fungi; Ascomycota; Saccharomycetes; Saccharomycetales; Saccharomycetaceae. Bases 1 to 3936 code for a protein of 1311 amino acids. The record is from RefSeq and is a predicted model, not a curated record. The transcript has a single exon.